CAAUCGGGGAGCGCCGUAACGACCGAGGCAGCAUUUUAAACUUGUAGCGGAGACUGUUGUCAAAAGGCAGGACGGGGCGACGCUGCGGCCACCGAGGGACGAGCUCCGGCGAUUAAAUUAACGUCUACCGCAGUUUUUAAUACCGAAUUUUCAUAUUUACAUUCGCUCCUACAACUUCGAAGGGUGCCCGACGUCCACUUAUUCUCGAAUUCGGCGGUGCACUGGAGCGAGCUAGCGAGCGUCCGGGAGUGAACCGACACGGACACGGACACCGACUCGAGGCCGGCAGCGACACGUUGAGCGGCCGCAAGAGUUUUACAACGUUCCCCCCUUCCGAAGACGACGUGAGGCCGAGUGCAACAUGAGCGCAGCUGCCCCGCGGCCGGCGAACCCGUCGGCGCACGUCGACCCCAAGUCGGCGCCGCUCAAGGAGAUCCCCGACGUGCUGGUGGACCCCCGCACCACCAGACGCUACACGAGGGGCCGCUUCCUCGGCAAGGGCGGCUUCGCCAAGUGCUACGAAAUCACGGACGUGGAGACGAAGCAGGUGUUCGCCGGCAAGAUCGUGCCCAAGUCGCUCAUCCUGAAGCAGCACCAGCGCGAGAAGAUGACCUCGGAGAUCGCCAUCCACAAGAGCCUCGACCACGCCAACAUCGUGGGCUUCCACGGCUUCUUCGAGGACGACGACUUCGUGUUCGUCGUGCUGGAGAUCUGCCGGAGGAGGUCCCUGUUGGAGCUGCACAAGCGUCGUAAGGCUCUGACCGAGCCGGAGGCUCGCUACUACAUGACGAAGAUGCUCAAGGGCGUUCAGUACCUGCACAACAACCGGGUCAUCCACAGAGACCUGAAGCUGGGCAACAUCUUCCUCAAUGAUGACAUGGAGGUCAAGAUAGGGGACUUUGGCCUGGCCACUAAGAUCGAGUUUGACGGCGAGCGGAAGAAGACCUUGUGCGGAACGCCCAACUACAUCGCACCAGAAGUGCUGUGUAAGAAAGGCCACAGCUACGAAGUGGACGUCUGGUCGCUCGGGUGCAUAUUGUACACGUUGUUGGUGGGCAAGCCCCCAUUCGAGACUUCCUGUCUGAAGGAGACCUACAACCGCAUCAAGAAAAACAACUACACCAUCCCAUGGCACAUCAACCCGGCCGCAUCUUCUCUCAUCAAGAGGAUGCUGCACGCCGAUCCCACCCAGAGGCCCACCGUCGCCGAGGUGACGGCGGACGAGUUCUUCACAUCGGGCUACAUUCCCUUACGCCUGCCCACCACCUGCCUCACCGUCCCCCCGCGGUUCUCCAUCGCUCCCUCCACGGCUAUGGAGCUCAGCCAGAGACGCCCCCUGACCGCCAUUAACAACAUGGCAGGGACGGACAAGGUGGAAGCUAAAGACGAGGCCCUGCAGAGGGAGCCUGAGCCGUCAGAGUGCCACCUGAAAGACAUGCUGCAGCAGCUCAACACCAUCAUCGCUGCCAAGCCGUCCGAAAGGCCGUUCAUACGCCAAGAAGAGGCAGAGGAUCCCGCGUGUAUCCCCAUCUUCUGGAUCAGCAAGUGGGUCGACUACUCCGAUAAAUAUGGAUUAGGCUACCAGCUCUGUGACAACAGUGUGGGCGUGCUGUUCAACGAUUACACACGCUUGAUCAUGUACACCGACGGAGACAGUCUGCAAUACAUCGACAAGACGGCGGCCGAGUCCUACCUCAGCGUGCGCUCUUUCCCCAAUGCUCUCAACAAGAAGAUCACGCUGCUGAAAUACUUCCGCAACUACAUGAGCGAGCACCUGUUGAAGGCCGGAGCAAACAUUGCGCGGCGGGAAGGCGACGAGCUGGCGAGGCUGCCGUAUCUCUCCCUCUGGUUCAGAACCAAGAGCGCCAUCGUGCUGCACCUCACCAACGGCACCGUUCAGAUCAACUUCUUCCAGGACCACACCAAGCUGAUCCUGUGUCCGCUGAUGGGCGCCGUGACCUACAUCGACGAGAAGCGCGACUUCCGCACCUACAAGCUGUCGCUGCUGGAGGAGUUCGGCUGCUGCAAGGAGCUGGCGAGCCGCAUGCGCUACGCCAAGCUCAUGGUGGAGAAGCUGCUGGAGAGCAAGCCCCCCGCCGCCGCCGCGCAGUAGACCCCGCCCCCCAAAGUCAACAAUCACCACUUCUGUCUUUAAUCACGGCCUCUGUCGUCCAGCCUCUCUCGGUGGACUCAAAUCCUCUCGUAUUUUUAUCAAUGGGUUUCAGUCGGAUGGUUUUUAUUUCAUCUUCGAGGCGUCGACAUGCACCACGACAAUUCACCGGUGUGUUGUACAUGAAUAUGAAUUUCAGUCUCCCCGGGGUUAUUGUCAUGAUUUGUUUUCAAUUGUUAAUAGACACUCGCGUGAACUCUUAUUAUCUUGACAAACACGUUCCCGCCGAUGUAAUCCAAGUUGGCCGGAUCGCUUUCUGACCCCUUUUUUAAAAAUAAAAAAAAACGAGUCUAUUAGGGAAAGUUGAACCUUCUGUGCCACCCGUCGUCCGAUUUCAUCGAACCGUUGAAUCGUUCCUCUGUGAUGCUCAUUUUCCUCAUGGUUUCUUUGCAUUGGUUCAGGAAUCUGUGGCGUUUAGAGCAAAGUAAGCGUCACAGCAAGCGUGUUGUGGGAUUUGUGAGUUGUGUGCUUGGACGAAUCUUCUCGUUUGUCUGUUUUAUCUGUGUUGUAUGUAGAGAAAUGGACCGUGUCCACGUCUUCAUCAUGUACAUUCUUCCUGUACUUUUACUCCUUUUUAUGUCUUUUUAGAAGUCUUUUUCAACAAGAUGUUCAAACCUGUACAUACUGCUGAAUACAUACAUGUUGUAAAGAUGGUUUAAUUUUACUCAAGUUUAAAUAAAGAUUGUUUUGAACAAGACAAA
Scophthalmus maximus (turbot) is the source of this 2871-nucleotide messenger RNA. RefSeq names its product polo-like kinase 1 (Drosophila) (gene plk1). Gene Ontology annotation, biological process: mitotic cell cycle; regulation of cytokinesis; protein phosphorylation. The record is from RefSeq and is a predicted model, not a curated record. Gene Ontology annotation, molecular function: ATP binding; protein binding; protein serine/threonine kinase activity. NCBI's taxonomy places the organism in Eukaryota, Metazoa, Chordata, Actinopteri, Pleuronectiformes, Scophthalmidae. The transcript is spliced from 11 exons. Gene Ontology annotation, cellular component: centrosome; spindle pole; cytoplasm. The coding region runs from base 362 to 2113 and encodes 583 amino acids.